AUGCCAGUUGCUAAUGACGAUGAAACUUUGCCACUUCUUGGAAAUAUUGGCCAAAGUGGCGGUCAAGAUUCCAAUGUCAGUUUGGGGAAAAGAUUACAUCAAAUAGUGAAGAAGUACCGGCUUGAUGUCUGGAUUCCCAUUAUAAUUCUUAGUUCUGUCCUAAUUGGCAUAGCUGUUAUAUUUUUCCACUCCAUUAUACCAGAUAUAGGACAAUACGCUGUUGAAGGAACUGAUUUCGAAGCGGAAGACAUUAACUUUCUUGGGAUUUCGUCAUCAGGUGGUGUAAACCUUGAGCUGACUGGAACAGCACACAAUAAUUUUACAAACAUAAAUGAUAAGAGAGCAAGAUCUUAUUUCAGGUACGGAGGUUUUGUUAUCAGAAGAUUAAACAUGCAAAUAGAUGAUAUCGAUAUGCUCGUUUAUGAUUCCAAGCUGGAUGAUUAUAAUCGCUUGGGAUCUGUUCAUAUUGCACCUUUUUCGGUUAGUACGGUCGAUAAUUCAGAUAGCAAAAUGGAUUUGUAUUUCACUCUUUAUCCCGAUUCCAAAGGUGUUCUAGGUACGGUGAAGAAGCUUUUAAAGGAUCCAAAUACACAACUUAAAUUACAGGGUGAUGCAAAUGUUAAGAUACUUUUCAUGAACGGAUAUAUUACAUUGACACAUGUUAGAAUUCCGAUUGAUUUGAAAAUACCGAAGAAUUUAUUGGAAUUACCAGAAGAACAAGACAUAAAUAUGAAUUCUAUCAGCUGCGGUAAGGAUAAGGAGGCUCUUACAAUAUCCUGUUCAUUUGGAGUAUCUGUGGCUGAAAAUCCGUUUGAGAAAUUAAUAAAUAUUUUGGGGCUAAAAAUGAUAAAUAUCCCGGGAUCAACCUGGAGAUUGCUAGCUAAAGGAUGCAAGAAGGACGAGAAAAGCAAUACCGGAACAUUGAAGAUUGAUUCAUUUUUAUUAUCAGAAAUGAACUCUACCCUCACCGUUUCAAGUACUCUUGAUAUUGCUGAUUCCGAUAUUCAAAAGUUUUCAUCUAAAUGCAAGAAUGAGAAAUUUUCGGCUUUAGAUAAAUUCGUUGAAGAUCUUAGAUACAAUGAUAGGGUUGUGUUCGAUUUACGCGGUAAGAGCCUCCCUGGAUUUUCAGAUGAGGUUUCACAAGCUUUCAGGAAGAUCAGCAUUCCAAUUGAUAUUCCAUUAAAUUUUACUGAGAAAACCGCCAAUCUUGUGAAAAAUGUAACUAUGACAGAUUUACAUUUUAGGUUGCAAGAUUUACAGACGCCAAUUGUUAGUGGCAUUCUAAACGUCUGGGCGGACCUGCAAGGGUUGGAAAUAGAUGACAUGGGUGUAAAUGCACUUAAAGGUAACGCAAACCUAAAGUAUCAGGGAGAUAAGUUUGGCCAGAUAGUUAUUGGUAACUGGCGAAAUGCGACAACUACAAUUUUUCAUCCGGAGACAGGGAAAACAUUGGCAUUUAUAUCUUCGGAGCUCAAGGACAUGGUGAUUGAUAUCACUGAUUCUUCUGUUUUCAAUUCACUGAUUAUGCAAGCUAUGCAGGAUGGUCAAAGCGAAAUAUUCAUUGAUGCACUUGUGGACUUGAAGAUGCAAUCGCCAGUUGGAAAUUUUGUGAUUCAGGAUAUACCAGGGUCGGGAAAGGCACAUUUUAGCAUAUAA
Messenger RNA from Brettanomyces bruxellensis, 1656 nucleotides. RefSeq lists its product as uncharacterized. Lineage: Eukaryota; Fungi; Ascomycota; Pichiomycetes; Pichiales; Pichiaceae. The record is from RefSeq and is a predicted model, not a curated record. Bases 1 to 1656 code for a protein of 551 amino acids. The transcript has a single exon.